Messenger RNA from Galeopterus variegatus (Sunda flying lemur), 3728 nucleotides. It is a transcript of the gene TMEM168, whose product is annotated as transmembrane protein 168. The record is from RefSeq and is a predicted model, not a curated record. The transcript has 5 exons. Bases 211 to 2304 code for a protein of 697 amino acids. Lineage: Eukaryota; Metazoa; Chordata; Mammalia; Dermoptera; Cynocephalidae.
CCUGUCCCCUCCCUUUUACAGUGUUGGCCUCGGAACAGACUCCGAGUGUUAAUAGAGCGUUGGCGGCGACGGCCGAGUCAGAUCACUAUAAACAAAAUUUGCACCUGAGAAAAUGUUGAAGUAGGAGUUACUGAUACAUUGGAUUUGCUGGAUGAAAUACAAGCAGUUAAUUUUUGUAACGUGGGGAAAAAGCCUAAAUUGCCAGAUUACAUGUGUAAAUCACUGCGUUACUGCUUUAGUCAUUGUCUUUAUUUAGCAAUGACAAGACUUGAAGAAGUAAAUAGAGAAGUGAACAUGCAUUCCUCAGUGCGGUAUCUUGGCUAUUUAGCCAGAAUCAAUUUACUGGUUGCCAUAUGCUUAGGUCUUUAUGUAAGAUGGGAGAAAACAGCAAAUUACUUAAUUUUGGUAAUUUUUAUUCUUGGUCUUUUUGUUCUUGGAAUUGCCAGCAUCCUCUAUUAUUAUUUUUCAAUGGAAGCAGCAAGUUUAAGUCUCUCGAAUCUUUGGUUUGGAUUCUUGCUUGGCCUCCUAUGUUUUCUUGAUAAUUCAGCCUUUAAAAAUGAUGUGAAAGAAGAAUCAACCAAAUAUUUGCUUCUAACUUCGAUAGUAUUAAGGAUAUUAUGCGCUUUGGUGGAAAGAAUUUCUGGUUAUGUCCGUCAUCGACCGACUUUACUAACCACAGUUGAAUUUCUGGAACUUGUUGGAUUUGCCAUUGCCAGCACAACUAUGUUGGUGGAGAAGUCUCUGAGUGUCAUUUUACUUGUUGUAGCUUUGGCCAUGCUGAUUAUUGACCUGAGAAUGAAGUCUUUCCUAGCUAUUCCAAACUUAGUUAUUUUUGCAGUCUUGUUAUUUUUUUCCUCACUGGAAACCCCCAAAAAUCCAGUUGCUUUUGCAUGUUUUUUUAUUUGCCUGAUAAUUGAUCCUUUCCUUGACAUUUAUUUUAGUGGACUUUCAGUAACUGAAAGGUGGAAACCAUUUUUGUAUCGUGGAAGAAUUUGCAGAAGACUUUCAGUCGUUUUCACUGGGAUGAUUGAGCUUACAUUUUUUAUUCUUUCAGCAUUUAAACUUAGAGACACUCAUCUCUGGUAUUUUGUAAUACCAGGCUUUUCCAUUUUUGGAAUUUUUUGGAUGAUUUGCCAUAUUAUUUUUCUUUUAACUCUUUGGGGAUUCCAUACCAAAUUAAAUGACUGCCAUAAAGUAUACUUUACCCACAGGGCAGAUAACAAUAGCCUUGAUAGAAUCAUGGCAUCCAAAGGGAUGCGUCAUUUUUGCUUAAUUUCAGAGCAGUUAGUUUUUUUUAGUCUUCUUGCGACAGCGAUUUUGGGAGCAGUUUCCUGGCAGCCAACAAAUGGAAUCUUCUUGAGCAUGUUUCUAAUCGUUUUGCCAUUGGAAUCCAUGGCUCAUGGGCUCUUCCAUGAAUUGGGUAACUGUUUAGGAGGAACAUCUGUUGGAUAUGCUAUUGUGAUUCCCACCAUCUUCUGCAGUCCCGAUGGUCAGCCAACAUUGCUUCCACCAGAACAUGUACAAGAGUUAAAUUUGAGGUCUACUGGUAUGCUUAACAAUAUCCAAAGAUUUUUUGCAUAUCAUAUGAUUGAGACCUAUGGAUGUGACUAUUCCACAAGUGGACUGUCUUUUGAUACUCUACAUUCCAAACUGAAAGCUUUCCUCGAACUUCGGACUGUGGAUGGACCUAGACAUGAUACAUAUGUUUUGUAUUACAGUGGCCACACACACGGUACAGGAGAGUGGGCUCUAGCAGGUGGAGACGUAUUACGCCUUGACACACUUUUAGAAUGGUGGAGAGAAAAGAAUGGUUCCUUCUGUUCCCGGCUAAUUAUUGUAUUAGACAGUGAGAAUUCAACCCCUUGGGUGAAAGAAGUGAGAAAAAUUAAUGACCAGUAUAUUGCAGUACAAGGAGCAGAGAUGACAAAGACAGUAGAUAUUGAAGAAGCUGACCCACCUCAGCUGGGUGACUUUACGAAAGACUGGGUAGAAUAUAACUGCAACUCCAGUAAUAACAUCUGCUGGACUGAAAAGGGACGCACAGUGAAAGCAGUCUAUGGCGUGUCAAAACGGUGGAGUGACUACACUCUACAUUUGCCUACUGGAAACGAUGUGGCCAAGCACUGGAUGUUACAUUUUCCUCGUAUUACAUAUCCACUAGUGCAUUUAGCAAAUUGGUUAUGUGGUCUGAACCUUUUUUGGAUCUGCAAAACUUGUUUUAGGUGCUUGAAAAGAUUAAAAAUGAGUUGGUUUCUUCCUACUGUGCUGGAUACAGGACAAGGCUUCAAACUUGUCAAAUCUUAAUUUGGACCCCAAAGCAGUAUGUUGAGAGUUCUUACUACCAAUUAUCACUAACUUGCCAUUUUUUAAAUGGUUAUUUUUGUUUGUGGAAAAUAUCUUGCUACUUCUGUAGCUGUUUUCACUUUGUCUUUUCUCACGUAAUUAUGGUUAUAUGUAAGGUGUUAGGAAUAAGCAUUAUUUUAUACUAAAAGGAUGUAGGGAGUCAAAUACUGACUGUAUAAAUGCGUAAGAGAUGUUAAAAAUAACAAUGCACUUUCAGCAAUGUUUGCAUAUGCCUCUGAAUAGAAAGAAAGUAGUUGUCUGUGCUCUGCAAUGGCCAGUGAAGAAUUACUAAUGCCUUAUUUUCUAGGCAUAGAUUAGAGAAUGUAGGCCAGACAAAUAUGUUUACUAUUUUAAGAAAACUGCCAAUUUACUUACAGAAGAUUCUUUUUUUGUGAACAGUAGGUUUGAGUCCAAGACCAUUUGAAGAACUACAAACUCUUUCUUCUUAGAAAGGGAAGAGACCUGCCCAAAAUUUGCUUAUGUACUCCAUCACUUCAGAUGUCUUGGUUGUGUCCUGUUACAAGUAUAGCAGAGAAGCCCAAAUUAUUUUUUAGACCAGAACAUUAUGUAGGUAACUGUAAAAGGCUAUAGCCUACAAGUUGCUCCUUCAUGCAUUGGUGGGGGUCCCUGAAAACACUUUCUCAGGGUAAACUUAAUGUUUUAUUAAGGAGCAAUGUUUCCAGCUACAAAUUUCUUCCAAAUAAAUUGUUUUUCUUUUCAAAAAGUACUCAUAAAACAAAUCUAGCAAUUUCUCAUUGACGGAUUCAGUCUGCUUUUAAAUAUUCAGAAAAGAUUUUGAUCUUUGUAGAGUUAGUUCUCGGCUAUGAAAAUUAUUUUUCAAAUCCCCAUUAGUGAUAACACUUUUUUCUAGUGAAGGUCAAAUGAUAGGAAACAGGUUAUUUCUUUUCUUGUGUACAUAUAAUAUAUUAUGUAAAAAAGUAUUCACAUUGGCAGUUUUAGUUAAGCAUAAUGGUGUGGUUGUAAUUUUUAAAAAUUCAGUGUUUUGUCUGAUUGAAACAGGCCCUGAUCAGGGUAUCUCCUAAGAGGUAAUUCACUUCUUAUUCCCUUCCACUAAUCCUUACAUUCUAAAUUUUUAUCUUUGAAAAAUAAUAAUAAGGGAAUAGAAUGAAAUUGGGGGAUAAUCUUUGUUGUUUUAGUGGUGUGACUUCUCACCAUUGAAGCCAUUUUUCCAGCCUCAGAGAGAGGAAAUAAUGCCUCUACCAUUUUCUACCUGGUGACUUGAAAAUUGAAGUUUUAGGAAGAAGUCACUUAGUGUCAGGGAACUUGUAUACCACUAUCUAUGCAGCAUUGUUAUAGUCUGAUUAUUUCUGUGUUUUGAAUAUGAUUUUCCUAUUGCUUUGAAUAAAAUUUUGUUAAAAAUUUUA